Hyaloscypha bicolor E is the source of this 240-nucleotide messenger RNA. RefSeq lists its product as uncharacterized. The transcript has a single exon. The record is from RefSeq and is a predicted model, not a curated record. NCBI's taxonomy places the organism in Eukaryota, Fungi, Ascomycota, Leotiomycetes, Helotiales, Hyaloscyphaceae. The annotation marks the transcript as partial.
CUCUUAUACACCGUGAUUCUCUUGUACAAUACCUCCGAAAUUCUCGUCAAGAUUUCACUUCUCCUCCAAUAUCUGCGAAUCCCCGAGGCACCACGAAAGAACAGAAAGUGCUACAUAGCACUUGCAUUCAUAUCCGUCUACGAACUCUGGGAUAUUUCAUCCGCAAUCCUUACCUGUAUUCUCAUUCAAGCAUACUGGGAUACCAGCAUACCAUACACGGAAGGUGCUUCUCAAUCUUAA